This is a messenger RNA of Drosophila guanche, 1425 nucleotides long. It is a transcript of the gene PIG-U, whose product is annotated as phosphatidylinositol glycan anchor biosynthesis class U protein. NCBI's taxonomy places the organism in Eukaryota, Metazoa, Arthropoda, Insecta, Diptera, Drosophilidae. The transcript has 3 exons. Gene Ontology annotation, biological process: attachment of GPI anchor to protein; protein localization to cell surface. Gene Ontology annotation, cellular component: membrane; GPI-anchor transamidase complex. The record is from RefSeq and is a predicted model, not a curated record. The coding region runs from base 108 to 1388 and encodes 426 amino acids.
GUAACAGCUGUCGCCGCCGCUUCGAUUCCCGGAAAACUGAAUUUUAUUUUGGAAAAAUAAUGCCGCAUUCCAUUAAUUAGGAUCUCCAGAAGAAUCAAACGAGCAAUAUGGAUGCAAAAUUCUAUAAACUUCUACUGCUGGGUGGAGCCGUGCGCUUCUACUUCGUGCGUACACCGCUGGCGUCGCUUAUCAGCGAUCGGGUGGAGUUUGCUACACCUUUAAAUUCCCAAAAGCGGAUGAAGGAAGGCAUCUACCUGCUGGACCAAGGAAUUGACCCGUACAGUGGCGACCUUGUGCAUGAGAGCCCCCUGGUGCUGAAAGCGUUGUCCGGGCUGUUCCUAAACUUUCCCCAGUGGCUGCCAUUAAUCUACAUACUGCUCGAUCUGUUGACGGGGGCGCUACUCUACAACCUGAGCGUACGUUUUGUGAAGCAAAAGCUGCAGAAGCAGCGCCUGGAACGCAAGAAUUAUGCCAAAGACACCGAGCAGCUGCAGUACAACGACGACGACAACUACGAUAUACCGGAGCUCGUGCUGAUUGCAUAUCUAUUCAAUCCACUGACUGUGCUGAGCUGCAUUGGCCUGACGUCGACCGUGCUGAGCAAUCUGUUUCUGGCUCUGUUCCUGUACUUCCUCACGAAAGGGCUGCUGCUACCGUGCAUCGUUCUGUUGGCCUUUGAGACUGUGCGCAGUCUCUAUCCAAUUGUGCUGAUGGCACCGCUGCUCUUGGUCUUUGCACGUCGCUCACUCAUUGGUGGCGUCAUGCUAUCGGUGCUCUUUGCCAUUGCAUGUGUUAUCAUAGCGACAGCCAGCUAUUUGGUGCUGCACAGCUGGAGCUUCCUGGAUGGAACACUGGGAUUUAUCUUUUAUUUCCGCGAUCUGCAGCCAAAUAUUGGACUAUUUUGGUAUUUCUUUACCGAAAUGUUCGAGCAUUUCCGCACCAUGUUCCUAAUCACAUUCCAGCUGAAUGCCACAGUUCUGUACCUGGUGCCGCUCAGUCUGAAGCUGCGCAAGGAGCCUUUGCUGCUGGCCACCGUGCUGGUGGCGCUCAUGGCAGUGUUUCGUGCAUAUCCAAGCCUCGGGGAUGUGGGAUUCUACCUAGCAUUGCUGCCGCUCUGGAAACGUUGCUGGAAGUACAUGGCCCAUGGCUUCGUGGUCUUCACGUUCUUCAUGGUUACUCUGUCCAUGAUGGGCGCCCUAUGGCAUUUGUGGAUCUACGCGGGAUCGGCCAAUGCCAACUUUUAUUUUGGCGCCACGCUGGCCUUCUCGACGGGUCAGAUAUUCCUCAUCACAGACCUGCUCUUUGCGCACGUGAAGCGUGAGUUUUGUCUGUACAAUGGCCAGAAGAUAAUGAUCGAUGGGGAGGAGGCGCGCAUACUCUUAAAAUAAACAAGCAAAAUGCUAACAAUAUCAAAUUAACAAAACA